AUGUUAUUCUGCUUUCGAAGCUCCAAAUUAGUCCUUUUUUUGCUGUCAUUGCUCUUCUGUCCCUUGGCUUCGGCCUCGAGAGGAGACCAGCUGGACAAGUUCCAAGCAUGCGUCAAGGAAAACAUUGCUCAUCGCUGUACACAAGAUGGGUAUCGACUACAAUCGGGCCAGCUGCCGCUAGCACUUCGCUUGACAGGGUGGACUUGUGCAUCAGAUAUUGAUUAUCAGUGUCAACGUGCCAUCACAGACUACAUGGUCAAGAAUGGAGAGGAAGUCGAGCAGUUUCACGGAAAAUGGCCUUUUCAUCGCGUCCUUGGCAUUCAAGAGCCUGCUAGUGUACUAUUUUCUAUUCUCAAUGGGUAUGUGCAUGUUCGCGGCCUGCGAAAAGUCCGCGCACAGGUUUCCAGUGCCUUUCCCAUGCGCAGAUUCUAUGUCAUCUUUGCCUACGUCGGCAUGAAUGCAUGGCUCUGGUCUACCAUCUUCCACAUUCGUGACUUCAACUUUACGGAAAAGAUGGAUUACUUUUCUGCCGGAGCGUAUGUCCUCUACGGCUUAUUUUACGCAGUCAUUCAGGUCUUUCAGCUAUACAAGCGGCCAAGUUAUCAUCUCUUCCUGGUCAUAUGGGCAGCGGUAUGCCUCGUGUGCUAUCUGGCUCAUAUUGGCUACCUCACUUUUGUCAUUUUUGACUACGGUUAUAACAUGCUUGCAAAUGUUGUGGUUGGCAGUCUACACGGUCUCAUCUGGCUCUUUUAUUCCCUAUGCAAAGGCCAUCUCUCCCCAAAGAGUCCCGCACACGGACGCGUGGCCAAACAACCAGCGCCGAUUGUCUUGAUGCUGGCAUGUGCCAUGGCACUUGAGCUUUUGGACUUUAGUCCGUGGUUCUUCAUGAUCGAUGCCCACUCCCUUUGGCAUUUGGCGACCAUACCCAUCACGGCGAUGUGGUAUAAUUUUCUCGUCUCGUACGCUAUGCUCCAUCAGUCAGAGGUUGAUAAAAGCUUGCGUGCCUUACUAUGA
This is a messenger RNA of Protomyces lactucae-debilis, 1014 nucleotides long. Its product is annotated as Mn2+ homeostasis protein Per1. Gene Ontology annotation, biological process: GPI anchor biosynthetic process. The transcript has a single exon. The coding region runs from base 1 to 1014 and encodes 337 amino acids. The record is from RefSeq and is a predicted model, not a curated record. Gene Ontology annotation, molecular function: hydrolase activity, acting on ester bonds. Lineage: Eukaryota; Fungi; Ascomycota; Taphrinomycetes; Taphrinales; Protomycetaceae. Gene Ontology annotation, cellular component: endoplasmic reticulum membrane.